Messenger RNA from Filobasidium floriforme, 1915 nucleotides. RefSeq lists its product as uncharacterized. Gene Ontology annotation, molecular function: malate dehydrogenase (decarboxylating) (NAD+) activity; NAD binding. Gene Ontology annotation, biological process: malate metabolic process; pyruvate metabolic process. Gene Ontology annotation, cellular component: mitochondrion. Bases 1 to 1695 code for a protein of 564 amino acids. NCBI's taxonomy places the organism in Eukaryota, Fungi, Basidiomycota, Tremellomycetes, Filobasidiales, Filobasidiaceae. The record is from RefSeq and is a predicted model, not a curated record. The transcript is spliced from 9 exons.
AUGACCGCGCUCAAAGUAGCCCUCAAGGGGCCUUCGUUGCUACUCAACCCCUCUCUAAACAAGGGCUCGGCGUUUACCAGGAAGGAACGGGAAGAGUUUGGACUCAUGGGUUUGUUACCUAUCCAGUCAAAUUCGCUCGAGGAGCAACAGAAUCGUGCAUACGAGCAGUACCAAAACCACCAGUCGAAUCUCUCUCUAAGAACACCCCAGAACUGGGUACUGUUCUACUCGCUCAUCAUUCGACACCUGAAAGAGAUGUUCCCUGUCAUCUAUACCCCUACGGAAGCUGAAGCGAUAGCAAACUUCAGCCACUUGUUCAGACGACCCGAGGGUAUCUGGCUGUCUCCUUCUGAUGAGGAGCACAUGGAACAAUCCUUGAUAAAUGUCAUGGAUGGCCAGGAGUUUGAUCUAGUUGUGGUUUCGGACGGCGAAGCUAUCUUGGGCAUCGGUGACCAGGGCUCGGGAGCGAUCGGAAUCAGCAGCGCCAAGGGGAUGAUCUACACUCUCGUCGCCGGUGUCGACCCUGCCAGAAUCCUGCCUGUCGCUCUGGAUGUAGGAACGAACAAUAAGGAUCUCCUAGAGGACGAUAUGUACCUCGGCUGGCGUCAUGAGCGUAUGAGGGGUGAAACCUAUCUGAAAUUCGUCGACAAGUUCGUCAGCUUGAUAAGGAAACAUCAACCGAAUGCUCUCUUGCACUUUGAGGAUUUCGGGGUGGAUAACGCGCAGAAGCUGCUAGACACGUACCGCGACGAGCAUCCGGUCUUCAACGACGAUGUGCAGGGGACUGGGGCAGUGACACUCGCCACCUUACAAGCGGCCUUGAUCGUUACGGGCGGGAAAUUGUCGGAACAGAGGAUCAUCAGCUUCGGAGCCGGGUCAGCCGGGCUCGGAAUCGCUCGCCAAUUACGCGACGCUGCCAUUCUCCUCGACGGCGUGUCCGAGGAAGAAGCCAACAAGUUGAUAUUCCUCGUCGACAAGCACGGACUCUUGAAGCAGGGUAUAUCGGACAAGAUCAGGGAUGGAAUCGACAGGGGUUUCGUCCGAAAGGAUCGGGACGAGAAGGACAUCGGAGAAUGGCCCGAGGGGGAGAAUGACCUGUUGGAAGUGAUCAAGAGGGUCAAACCGACGGUACUGAUCGGUACGAGCACUGUUGCUGGAGCUUUCAACGAAGAGAUCGUCAGAGCCAUGGCUGAGGGCACCGAAAGACCCAUCAUCCUGCCGCUCUCCAACCCGACCUCGAAAUGCGAAGCUCAUCCCAAAGACCUUAUGAAGUGGACCAACGGAAAAGCUCUCAUCGCCACAGGAUCACCUUACGACCCGGUUGACAUGCCGGGUUCAUCUGAAAAGUAUGAGGUCGCCGAAUGCAACAACGCUCUGGUCUAUCCUGGGUUGGGGAUGGGAGCAAUCGUCAGCAAAGCAGACAGGGUUACCGACAAGAUGAUCGUCGCGGCGUGUAAGGCGCUUGGAGAUAUGAGUCCGGCGAGGAAGGAUCCCAAGAAACCGCUACUUCCAGACUUUGAAGACGCACAAGCUGUGAACAUGGAAAUCGCCCUAGCUGUCGUCAAGGCAGCGAUCGACGAAGGUAUCUCGGACUUGAAGGUCCCUGAAGAGGAUCUGCGCUCCUACUUGGAAGAACGAACCUGGAAGGCCGAAUACGCCGAGUAUAAGUAUGACCCUGAAGGUAUCGCUUUCUGAGGCAUGAGAAGCACUAUCCAGACGAUUAGAUGUGUACCGAUGCUAUAGAUUGGCGAAGGAAUGGUCCCCAAAAAGAAGAAGCGAAAGGUUUACCUGACAUGUCUCUCGCAGUUUUGUCAUAGCGUACGAUUGCGAUGAUGGGUAUUUCCUAAGUAUCUGUGGCGCCAUGUUGUUGGGAUCUGUAGCCGGGUGAAUUGCCAAUGCAUUCCUAUUCUGCCAG